This is a messenger RNA of Plectropomus leopardus (leopard coralgrouper), 3923 nucleotides long. RefSeq names its product cytochrome b561 family, member D1 (gene cyb561d1). Gene Ontology annotation, molecular function: transmembrane monodehydroascorbate reductase activity. The record is from RefSeq and is a predicted model, not a curated record. NCBI's taxonomy places the organism in Eukaryota, Metazoa, Chordata, Actinopteri, Perciformes, Serranidae.
AUCUCACUUCUCUGCUACUCUUCGGCAACCAGGAAGUGAAACUAGAAAUCCGGCCGUCAACAACAGUGGAAGUUGUUUACUAUCUUCAUUUUUGCGCCAGUUACAAGACCGCCGGUCACCCAGACUGUCACCACACAGUGUUGGGACUUCACUAGCUGUAGGUCGGGAGAUCAAAUCACGAGCCAGCUGACAGUGAGACAACAGCCUUCGUCCAACCUGUCGGACAGCGUGUGGACCUGGAGAAGAGACAGCGCAGUUGGUGGUGAUGUUUCUGAAUUUAACACAGCCAGUCGCGUUUUUAAUCCGCAGACCGAGUGUAUUUGCCUCAGAGGGAUUUACAGCGACCGUUUGUUCCGUCAAUGUCGCGAAAACUAGCUAGCACCGCGACUGGAAGUUAAAUUUUUCCAGUAGAAGAACUCUUAAACCAGUAAGCUCUAAAACGCGAGACAUUUUCGUGACAUUACACCCGUUGAGCAGUUUAAUAUUUGGCAUUUAUUAGUUCAGGCCAAAACAAAAUGUUUUAAUGUUACCGUCCUGUACACAGAGUGUGAAAACGAUUCACCGGAAGUACUUGGUGUUGUCACUGUGUGUGUCUUGACUCUAUCGGCUCCAGUAUCCCGCCUGUCUCUGUGCACCUCCUCCCGCCUGUCUCUGUGCACCUCCUCCCGCCUGUCUCUGUGCACCUCCUCCUCAACUAAAUGAUAAUGGAGCUCGUGCAGUGUCCCGACGGCUCACGCGCCGCCCGUCUCAGUGUCAGCGCCCCCGGAGUCGCCAGGUAGCCGGCAGGAGGCUGAGCGGCAUGCCGUCCGAUGUGGAGUACAGCCCGGUGGGAGAGGGGCUGGGGAUGCGGGACUUCUGGCUCUAUGUGUGGCUGCGGAGGGCGGCGGUGAUAGCGGCUCAUGUCACCGGCCUGGGCCUGACCCUCAUCAUCUCCCUGCUGUCCAGACCCGGAACCAGUUUGUUUUCUUGGCAUCCAGUGUGUAUGUCUGUUGCAUACUGCCUGUGUAUGACUGAAGGCAUCCUCCUCUUCUCGGCUGAAGGAUCCCCCUUUUGCUUCAAAUCUCGGAAGGGUAAAGUACGUCUCCACUGGUUUUGUCAGAUUCUGGUCUUGAUAGCUGCGGCCACGGGUCUCGGCUUCAUGGUUGCCAGCAAGAACGUGUCGGAGCUCCCGCACCUGGUCUCCUGGCACAGUGUACUGGGCAUCUGCACCCUGGCUGCCACCCUGCUCCAGGCGGCUUGCGGCGUCUGCGUGAUUUUCCCUAAGCUGCUGCGUCUGUCCUCCUCUCCGCCCAGGCUGAAGCUGUACCACGGCACAUGCGGCCUGGUCGUCUACCUGCUGGCCACAGUGACCGUGGUGUCGGCCAUGUUCUCAGACUGGUUCCAGGCAACAGUGAAAGGGGCAGCCUGGUGGGCUUUCCUCCUGCUGCCGCUCUUCCCCGCCCUGGUGGUGAUGAACCAGAUCACCAGUGCCUACCUGCCCCGCAAGAAGAUUACCAGCUAGGAAACACGAGAUAGAUUCGCUCACUUCACCUGGUGGCCAUAUUGGAUUUACAUUGUACUCAGAGGCUCGAGGAAUCAGAUGGAAGCAAGUUUUUUGCUAAAGUAAGAAGAGAAGAGAACAUAACUAAGCAAACAGCCCGACAACCUGGUAGUCCCACAAACUGGACACGAACAUAAAAACAUGGAUGUCUCUGAAGGUGUACCACUAUCACUAACUGUGAGCAGAAUAUCUGCUGGUAUGUGUGAAAAUAAUUUUUAAUAAGUAAGUGCUGGUAUGCCUUCAUAGGUGUCUGUCUUACAACGUAGAGAAAGUUUUGUAUUCUGGACUUAAAUUUUACAGCUUGCCUAGAUCCAUGUCAGUCUCUGGAGUCAGAAAAUCCUAACGUGGCGAAGGGGAAGCUGUGAUUAGAUAUGCAGAAACACUGCAUUUGAUUCUGAUCAGUUGUGCUCACAAAUGAUCAACGUCUACCCUAAAAACUGAACUAUUUAUUUGUGCACACAAAUGAUUUUAAUAUCUCUGACACCUCCUGGACUCACACUUUAUUUCAUAGAGUUUUCUUAAGCCAGCAUCUAGUGGCCAGCAGAGAAAGUGCAGCUUAAAACACUUAGGUAUCUUUGCCUUCCUUAAAGCAACAUUAUGUAGCUUUUCCACCUUAAAAAAAAAUCAGUUUAGAAGUUGAUCUAAUUGAUCAAGAUCAGAUCCCACAGAGCGUCCCGCUCGCCUGUUUUCAGUACUAAGUAACUUGGCGGAGAUGUAACAGCUUUGUUUUACAACAGUGCUGUUACACUCUGAGACCUUUAGUGGGUGCCAAAGUGCACAGGACCGAGUUUCUACAUAAUGUUGCUUUAAGCUCUGAAAUCAUAAACACAAAGAAAUAGAAAUAGAAUAGAAUGAUACUAUGCACAAUAUGCGGAUUAUCAUGCAAAGUGCACAAACAUGGAACUGACAAACUACUCAAGGCAAUCCCAUAGCUGGAGCUGGUGAACACCUGAACGUAUCGUCCCUGACAUCUCCAAAGGUAUGUUUUGACUAUGUAUGAACUGAAAGCAAAAGUCUCAAAGACAGUGUAUAUACUAGACUGGUGUCCGAUAGGGUACAAAGCACCUGCUGCUGUUGGUGUGAGGACACCGCUUCAGUGCUGAAGAUGCUGUGGAUGAUCAUAUACCAGCCUGUAAAUUCUAUUUAUUUAUUAUUCAUUUAUGAUAUGUUUGUGUUGUGUUUGUCUUGGGUGCUUACAGGUGCUACAUGAAGCAUUUUCUCAUUAAAUUUCCAGUUUCCAUCAAUAUUUCCUUAUAUCCAAAAUGAUUCUAAUUAUGACGUGUUUAAUUGAAGGUGAUCACUAGGAAGCAGGACUUAUUUCUCAAGACCAAACCAGAGAUAAAAGUGGAGUGAAAAGUGUAGGGGUGCUCCUGCAAAAACACUCAUUCGACCAAUGUCACGCAGCUCCAUUGAACGCAAGCACACGAACUGGUCACAUCUGUCAAUCAUGGCGAAAAAUCCCCCUUUUGUAUAAUCUCAUAACUCAUAUAAUCUUAACUUAUCAUAUAAACAAACACUUGAGCUAACAUUGGGGUGAUGAGAACUACCUUCAGUGGCAGAAACCAUCUUUGGGAUACUUUAAGUCAGCGUGUACUCCGAGUUUUUAAUAUGGCUUAUAUCCCAUACACUAACACAGAGGGGCGGGCCUUAAGACCUGUACUGCAGUCAGACACCAGGGGGCGAUCCAGGUUGAAUAGCUUCACUUUUGUGGAGCUGUCAUGUCAUCCAUCCUUAUAUACAGUCUAUGGCUGGGACACGUUGUCAUUAUGUAACACUCAGGAGUAACUGCUUAAUCAUGUGGGACAACUGGUAAAAUUCAGUGAACUGGUCCGCUCCGGUGUUUGGCUUAAUAUCAAGCCUAACCUUACUCAUCAAACAUUAUCCCUUACUCUCAUGACACAUUGCUGUGGUUAGAUUUGGGAGGGUAGAAAGAGGGCAUUGUCUCCUAGAGCUUUAAGAGUUUCUGAUCAGGAUUGCUUGAAGAACACAUUUCAAACAUUUUCAUCAGGACAUUUAUGAGAAAAGUAGUCUAUGAAAAAACAAAAGCUUUAGCAUCAUCAGUGGUGUUAGGGAGUGUUUCCUCAAUGAGAAUUUGAUUAUAAAAAUGCUAUAAUUGAUGAAAUUGAAUUUGAUUGAAAAUCUCCAUGUAGCUCCUCUUGUUUUGUCACUGUGCACGUGACUCCUUUUUGUCUUUUAAGUAGUUUGCUAGCCGUGUUUUUUGUGUUUCGUUUGCUUUUAUAAUCAGUGGGAAAUAUGAACGUGCACUGACUCGGGUGUGUUGCUUUGUCAUACAAGGCCAAAGGCCAAAGAUUUCUUUGAGCAAAGAUGUCAUCAAUCGGCCCCUCCAGGAGCCGAUUUAAAAUAAACCAAUUGAGAGCUUUAA